CAACCAAUAGGCUGCUGGUCAAAGGAGAGAGGGUGUUUCUUGUGCAGUCCAGAGAGCAGCAGCCAUUCUCGGGCAGUUUCUGCCCCCCUCCAAAAAAUCCUCCCUUUUUUUAUUUAUGCACUCCAUUUCCUCCCUCCCCCGUCUUUAAAAUCUUUUCCCCCAUUGAACUUUGGCAUAUCCUACAGUGAGAGACUAGAGUAGCAGAGUAGGUGUCUGCUCCGGUCUGUCUUCUUCCUCGUUUCGAGGCCAAGCUAGCGAAACCAAGAAACGCACAGACAGGCGCAGAGUCAAGAAGACCGGGGCCAGGCCAGGCGGCAACCAUGGAAGGGAGGAUGGGCAUUGCGGUGGCAGGCGGCGGCCAUGAAGCCGCCGGCCUCGUCAUGUUCAGAGGCGAUGUGUCCAUGGCGGAAGCACAGCAGGGCGGAGGAGAAGCAGGGAAGGUGGGGUACUUGUCCUCCCCUUCUUCCUCGCCAUCGACGUCCCUCACGCCGUCCCCACCGCCGGCCGAGGAGCCGGCUGGCCAUGGAGGGUACGCGGCCGCCGCAGCGCCGCCGCCGCACGCGUGGAGCUUCGGCGGCGAGCAGGAGCAGGAGAAGCCGGGCGAGACCGCCGGCGCGGGGGACGACGGCAACGGCAACGGCGGCGGCGGCGGCAGCAUGCAGAUGGCGGCGCACCGCGGCGAGCACUCCGCCGCCGGCGCCUCGAGUUCCGGGCGGCGCAGGGGCCGGCCGCGCGGCUCCGGGAGACGCCAGAUCCUCGCCAGCCUAGGGGAAUGGUUUGCUCUGUCAGCUGGAGGGAGCUUCACGCCCCAUGUCAUCAUCGUCCCUCGCGGAGAGGAUGUAGUGACGCGCAUAAUGUCCUGCUCCCAGAAGGGUCCACGCUCGGUCUGCAUCCUCUCUGCCAAUGGGACCAUCUCCAACGUGGCAAUCAACCAGCCCGGCUCUGCUUCCGGUGACACCGUCACCUUCGAGGGCCUAUUUGAGAUUCUUCAGCUGACUGGCUCCUUUACAAUGGCCGAGGAAGGUAGGAGGAGGACCGGUGGGCUCAGUGUCUCGCUUGCUCACCCCGAUGGCCGUGUCUUUGGCGGCGUUGUGGCUGGAAUGCUUCGUGCUGGGACUCCUAUCCAGGUGAUUCUGGGGAGCUUCCUGCCCAACAGUCUGAAGCAGCAUCAGAGGAGGAUGGGCCUGAACCAGCAGCCAUCCACCGUUCCAGCACUGCCAGUGAUUGCCGCUCCUCCACCGGUGCUCACAGCCGCAAUGCCCGUCUCUCAGGCAGCUGCUGCCGCACCUCCCCGGAUGCUGACAGCCGCAAUGCCCGUCUCUCAGGCAGUUGCCGCGGCACCUCAUCUCACAGCAGCAAUGCCCAUCUCUCAGGCGGCUCCCGGUAACGGCCGCAACCACGUGCAGCCGAUGUCUGUGGCACCGCUCCAAGCCCAUCAGCACGGUGCAGCCACAGGCAUGAACUUGAACUCAAGCUCCUCCGGUUUUACCAUGGUUGGGUGGCCCGUCAACAGCAGCACUGCACAGCAGCCGCCCAUGGCGAACAGGACUUCCCCUGAUAUCAAUCUCUGCUUGACUCCCCAGGAGUAGAAGAAUUGGCUCCCCAUUUUUACUUCUUGUCUCCUCUUCCCUGACAGAUUUUGUAGGGCAUGGCUGUAACCUGGUCAUGUGUGGUUGUAACAAAUUUUAUUGUGGGUUGUAUCCAUCCUUAUCAGCUUAGGUCAGUUAGAGUAAGGACAGUUUAGCCCUGAUCUGGUAGAAUGUGACAGAUGGUGCUCUCAUUGGUGAUCCUUAGGACAGAAGGCUUGUAUGGAUUUGUUUUGGGCUGUUCAUUGUGAUUUUAGUUUCUGAUAUUGAUGUCUUGAUUACUU
Molecule: messenger RNA, 1870 nt
Organism: Brachypodium distachyon (stiff brome)
Lineage: Eukaryota; Viridiplantae; Streptophyta; Magnoliopsida; Poales; Poaceae
Product: AT-hook motif nuclear-localized protein 7
Exons: 5
Coding region: 321-1589 (422 amino acids)
Molecular function (GO): minor groove of adenine-thymine-rich DNA binding
Source: RefSeq, a predicted model, not a curated record